Grus americana (Whooping crane) is the source of this 1845-nucleotide messenger RNA. It is a transcript of the gene CAPZA2, whose product is annotated as capping actin protein of muscle Z-line subunit alpha 2. Gene Ontology annotation, molecular function: actin filament binding. The record is from RefSeq and is a predicted model, not a curated record. Gene Ontology annotation, cellular component: actin cortical patch; F-actin capping protein complex. NCBI's taxonomy places the organism in Eukaryota, Metazoa, Chordata, Aves, Gruiformes, Gruidae. Gene Ontology annotation, biological process: actin cytoskeleton organization; barbed-end actin filament capping. Bases 143 to 1003 code for a protein of 286 amino acids. The transcript is spliced from 11 exons.
ACGGGAAGAUGGCGGACCUGGAGGAGCAGCUGACCGACGAGGAGAAGGAUCUCGAAUUCUGACUUCUAGAAUUGCCCUGAAUGAGACUUGGAGACCAUAGAUGAUUAGAAGCAGAACAUGUUAGAGUAGAAGCAGGAUUGGAAUGGCCUUUUCUGGAUAUAAUUGCACUGUAAUCUCUAAGGUGCGUAUAGCAGCAAAAUUCAUAAUUCAUGCUCCUCCUGGGGAAUUCAAUGAGGUGUUCAAUGACGUUCGGUUGCUGCUUAAUAAUGACAAUCUUCUCAGGGAAGGAGCAGCCCAUGCAUUUGCACAGUACAACUUGGACCAGUUUACUCCAGUAAAAAUUGACGGUUACGAUGAACAGGUUUUGAUAACAGAACAUGGUGAUUUGGGAAAUGGAAAAUUUUUGGAUCCCAAGAACAAGAUUUCUUUUAAAUUUGAUCACCUAAGAAAGGAGGCUACUGAUCCUAGACCCCAUGAAGUUGAAAAUGCUAUAGAAUCCUGGAGAAAUUCAGUUGAAAUAGCAAUGAAAGCAUAUGUGAAAGAGCACUACCCAAAUGGUGUCUGCACAGUGUAUGGUAAAACAAUUGAUGGACAGCAGACCAUUAUUGCAUGCAUAGAGAGCCAUCAGUUCCAAGCAAAAAAUUUUUGGAAUGGCCGAUGGAGGUCAGAAUGGAAGUUUACAAUCACCCCUUCAACCACUCAAGUGGCUGGCAUCUUGAAAAUUCAGGUUCACUAUUAUGAAGAUGGUAAUGUUCAGCUGGUGAGCCAUAAAGACAUACAAGAUUCUCUAACAGUCUCUAAUGAAGCCCAGACAGCGAAGGAAUUUAUAAAAAUCGUAGAGGCUGCAGAAAACGAAUAUCAGACUGCUAUCAGUGAGAAUUAUCAGACUAUGUCGGACACUACUUUCAAGGCCUUACGUCGACAAUUGCCAGUUACCCGCACCAAGAUUGACUGGAACAAGAUCCUUAGCUAUAAGAUUGGAAAAGAGAUGCAGAAUGCUUAAAGUGAACGUUGCAUGACUGGAUCAUUUUAGUGUCCUUGUAUACAAAUAAAAAUUAUUACAAAAAGUAUUUGGAACUGUCAAAUCACCCAGUCAGCAUGGGCUUUUGCCAUUGAAAAUCACUGUAAGUAGUUUCGUUAGAGCACAAAGCUUAGCUAAUUGACUUUUUUCCUUUUUCUUUCUUUUCAGAGGGUUGCAACUUCAGUAUAGCUGAAUAUCUUCCUUUAGAGUUUCUGUUGUACCUUUAUUUUUUUAUAAUGAAGAGACCAUGCCUUUAGUUUUCAAUUACACAUUAAGAACAGUUUGAAAAAUAUUUUUACAUAUGAUAACCCUUUCUCUUGCUUUCAUAUGAAAUGGAUGACUUCCAAAAUUUGCUGGAUUCCUGGUGGAGAUCAGUAAUGUGCAUUUCUAGGUCAAGAUCAACAUGGAGUUAGCCAUAGGUGCUGGUUUUGAACUCAUCUAUCCUUUCAUUGUAUGUAGAAUUGGGAAAAGCAUUUUCUAUAUUGUUUAAACCUUUCAGAAUACUUGGCUAGCUCCGUGGUAACUAAUUUUUUUUUUCUUUUGAAGAAAAGGCCAAGGUCUAACGCUGUUUUAAGAUUUUGAAAUUAAAUAAAAGUACUUAUUUCAGAAAUGCAUUUAAUGCUUUGUUCCUGGCAAUUACUUAAACGAGCUCAAAUUCCAUCUGCCCUUGAGGUUUUUUAUCAUAAAGCCACAAAUGUAUUAUAACAAGGCAUAUUGUAAUAUAUAUAACCCUGUACUCAUUACUAUGUCUGUCAGUUUAUUUUUUUUCUUGGAUUGAAAUGUACUAAAAUUCAAUUGACAUUAAAAUGCAAAUUUUCUAUUUA